AAAACCCCCCCUGUGUUGAAAACCAGGGUCAGAAAGCAAGAGGAACUCUCGCAGACUCUCUUUGGACUUAAAUAGUAAAUAUUAAAACAGCUUUUUUAAGCACUGCGUCUGAGGUUUCUGCAAAAUGUGUAAAGGUUUAGCUGCCCUGCCCCAAACCUGCCUUGUAAGGGCAAAAGAGAUCAAGUCAAAAUUGGGAGUUUUACUGCAAAAGCCGGAAAAUGCCAUUGAUCUCAUCAUUCCCUAUCCGGAGAAGAGUGAGAAGAAGCCGGAGAAGUUGCAGAAGCCUUCACGUGAGGAAGCUGCUGAGUGGCGUGAGAGUCUUGACCAAGUCCUGAACAACAAUUAUGGUCUUGCAGCUUUCCGUAGCUUCCUGCAGUCUGAGUUCAGUGAUGAGAAUAUUGAGUUCUGGAUGGCCUGUGAGGAUUUCAAGAAGACCAAGGACCCGCUGAAAAUGGCGACCAAGGCCAAAAUGAUCUAUGAAGACUACAUCCAGUUUGAGGGACCCAAAGAGGUAAACAUUGACCACUCCACCAAGGAUGUGACUUUAAGGAAUUUGGUGGAUCUCUCACCUCAAACCUUUGACCUCGCCCAAAAGAGGAUCUACUCACUGAUGGAAAAGGACUCCUUUGGUCGCUUCCUGAGAUCUGAGCAGUACCAGGAACUCCUGGUCAACUAAACGUGAGCAGGAGACUGAGCAGCUCGGUUAGGAGGUGAGGUUUUUGGAAAAAUGGGAUUCAUUAAUACAGUGGAACCACGGUUAGCGUCAUUAAUCCGUUCCAGAAGGUCAAACCCAAAUGUACUAAUAAUGGUAGUCCACUUAACUGUUAGUUUGCAAAGAAUUCCAGAAUCAGACGCUGAUGAUAUCAUAGAUGGGCAACUGAGCGAUGACUUUCAGUUCCAGUUUCCGUUUUGUUUGCAUGCUAAUAGGCUGCUAAUGAGUAUAUUUUGCCGUGACGCAGUGUAUUAAUAACAACAAGACAUGAGCCAUAUUGUAGGCUAACUAAAAAAUGUAUGCAGAACAAUGUGUCAAUUUGCAACAUGAAUUGAAAAACACACGCUAACCGAGGUCCCACUGUAAUUUAAAAUAAAUCACAUGUCAUAUAAAUACAACUUACUUAAACAUUAACGGAACUAAUUAUAAGGAAAAUACUUUACAGACGCUCCCGUACUUACAAACUAGUUACGUUCCAGAAGGUUGUUGGCAUUUUAACACCGCCACCAUUAUAAUCCACCUUAAUCCUGCCAUUAGCCAUGAUGGAUGGGCUAAUUUUAUCACACUAAACACAACGUCAUGCUACACUGAACGCAGAAACAUUUUAACACAGUGGUAUGUUUGUAAGUAGCGGAGUGUCUGUAUUGGAAAUAAGACAUCCACCUCUCCACUCAAAACAAACAUGAAUCCCAAUCUUUUGAGCUGCUCAGAAUGUAUUUGAAACAUCACCAAAUUUUGUUCCCUGUAGUACAAAACGACUUUGGCAAAUAAUUAAUUUGGACAAAGCUGAUGUCUGUAAACUUCCAUGUUGAAAAGUUAAACGGGUCGGCUGACUAAAUCUGCUUUUACUCCAAAGGAGGAAGGAUCCUUUCACUUCCUUUAUCAAAGUUAUAGAGUAUAGAAAAAUGAAAAAGGAAAGAUAAGCAAAUUACAUGCCAAGAGACUUAAAUUCAUUUACUUGCUUCAGAAAACAUAUAUAAACGUUUAUAUUUUGCAUGCAUUGUAUCAGUGAUUUACAAACAAAAUACACUAUUUGGACAAAAGUCUUGGGACAAUCAAUAAGCCAAUAUGACACUUUACAGUAAGCCCAAACCUUUUUUUUCCCCACAAAAGGCUGCAUAGAAAAAAAAAUACUAAUUCAUUUUGAUUUUACUUUUUAAUUUUACUCCUGCAUGAUAUGUCCCAGUGUACAAAGGCCAUAUCCAAAAAAGCAUUUUUGGGUGAGAUUGUAGAAGAAUUUUUCAAAACCACAAAACAGGGAAGAACGACAAUAGCAGUUCUUGCUGCAAGGGUGGGGGUCCCAAUACUUUUGUCCUUAAAAGUCUGAAAACUUAAUUAUCCCUCUUGAGCAAUGUUAAUAUAUAUGAGUGUAAACCAGGGGCGUCCAAAUUUGUUCCACUGAGGGUUGCAUCCUGAAAAAUCAAAGGAUUCGGGGCCAUUUCUAAUUUAGGAAACAGGUUAAAACAAAACUAUGGAGUUAUUCUAAUGCUCGGAGUCCACUGGGCCGGCGCCAGUUGGUGCCAGUUCGCGCCAGUUCGCGCCAGUUCGCGCCAAAGAUUAUGUGAUUGGCCCGUAGUGGCUCGCUGUGGCACCAAAUUAAUGUUCGCCCGGCAUGGUGCCAUGUUGCCGUUAAUUUGGCGCCACAGCUAGCCACUACGCGCCAAUCACAUAAUCUCUGGCACCAACUGGCACCAACUGGCACCAACUAGCGCCGACCCAGUGGACUCCUAGCAUCAUUGGCGCAACUUGGCACGCACCAUUCCAUCCACUGGAUUCCAAUAGGCGGGUUGUUUGCGACAUUUGGUUCCACUUAGUGGACAACGAGCCAGUUGGGAGGCAGUUUGAGCCACUAGGCACCUUGUUGGUGACACAAGGCACCACAGCAAAUUGCAUUGCCGCAAACUGGCACCAACUGGCACAGUGGACUCCUAGCAUAAGACGAUGCACGGCUGCUUGUUAGCUGCGUGUUACUGGUUUCAAAGCAUAUUAUUAUAUUAUAGAUUAUAUUAUUAUCCAUGUUACUGCAAAAAAAAAUUCUCGUUUCAUAAUACAUUUUGGACACUCCUGGAGUAAACAAAAAUAAUCAUGUUGUUUGUUAUUGUGGUAUUGACAUGUUAAAAAAAAAUAAAAUGUGUCCCUGCAAAUUACAAUGUAUCAUAUGAACAGUGAAAAAUAUAAUGCUCACUUUCUGGUUUCUCAUCUCUCACAACACACACCAAUUUAAAGACUCUCACCAACUUUCUAUUUAGGCUCUGCUGAGAGCCAUUCUGUGAGAGCAAUGAUGACGAGUUGGCUCAGUGGUCAUUCUCCUCGGCCGCUGAACUGCAAGUUGCUAAGAUGGGAGAUCACGUAGGAGUGACUCACAGAAUAGAACAUGUGGAGCAAAAGGUCUAUACAAAGCUAUUAGAAAACCUGGCACAUGAAAAAUAGGGUGUUUCUGUUCUGCAAGUAUCAUUAACUGGUAAUUAAUCAUAAUUUCACUGAUAUAUCCAAUGCAUUUAACAUUACUGAGUAAUUCAGCAACAUACUCAUAUAUUCAACAUACAACAUAUAUAUUUUAAGUACACAUGCAAGUGAGUAUUGAUGGGAACAAUGGUGGAUUUCAUGUUUGCAUGCAAUGCGACUUCAUAAAGUGUGAUGCUAUGUACUUUGUUUUGUUUUAUUUUAUGAAAGCAUAUAUGUCAUACCAAUAUUAAUAAUAUUAUCAUCUACAUAUUCAGCACUUAGUCAUUUGUGCAGAGCGCAUUGUGGCAUAGAUUGGCCAGUCUGUUGCCAUAAAUAAAGAGAUUGAACAGUGCUGAAUAUGCAACACAAUCUUGCAUGUAUGUCUUGUCUUGACCACAUAAAAAUACAGUAUAUCCACUACA
Molecule: messenger RNA, 3579 nt
Organism: Doryrhamphus excisus (bluestripe pipefish)
Lineage: Eukaryota; Metazoa; Chordata; Actinopteri; Syngnathiformes; Syngnathidae
Product: regulator of G-protein signaling 5-like
Source: RefSeq, a predicted model, not a curated record